Molecule: messenger RNA, 636 nt
Organism: Desarmillaria tabescens
Lineage: Eukaryota; Fungi; Basidiomycota; Agaricomycetes; Agaricales; Physalacriaceae
Exons: 5
Coding region: 1-636 (211 amino acids)
Source: RefSeq, a predicted model, not a curated record
AUGUGCUCUUACGGAUCAAGGUUCGGGCGUUCGAAGACCCAAUGUGCGCGGCAUUACGACUCUAGAAAGAGUAAAGGUGGUCUGGAAGUUCAAAAGCUUUUAGUCAAGCAAAUCUAUUUGGAUGCCAGUACUUCAAUGGCCAAACCCAAAGGAGAUCUUAUAUCUGUCUUUAAGCAGUCUCCCGCCGGCGACGGUCGAACUCGGCAUUUCUCGGGUAAACUUGGGAAACGGAGUUCACUCCUUUUCUCCAUGCACCAGUGGUUCGCAUGUUUGCCUCAUUUGCACGAUAGGCGAUCCGAAUCGGGUGCCUCUGCGUGGCGGAAGUCGAAUAUUCUGCAUUGUGACGAGUAUUUGUUGCUAUCUAGACAGUACUGGCCUCACAUAGAGAUCGACGAUAACUUGUUCGUACCAUUGAGGUCGCCUGACAUAAGAUUAUCGAGAAUACUGCAGCUGUUACAUCCUCCACAUAUUAUCGGAAAGUAUUACAGCUUAGGUAUCCGAGCCGCUGAGGAGGGGCAUAAAGUAACUGUUGAAAGGGAAGGAUGUGCUCGGCCGACUCCGAAUCUUGUGCUUGUGCAGAAAUCUUUCCACCUUGAAGCUUCUGGAGUUCUGAGGUUCUAUUCUCUUUGGGUCUAG